AUGUACAUCUGUCAAGAAUGUUAUCAAGAAAUUUCUGAUUAUUCUGAUUAUUGCAAAACGUGCAACUUGGUACAUUUUCGCAAUAAUUUUGCGCAUUGGACUAGCGGCGACUUAAAUCUUGACAAACUUAUUCAAAAUUCACAACUCAAUGCAAACUCUCCAAUAAAAUUAAUUGAAUGGAUUGAAUACUCAAAUCUUGAAAAUAUUGAACUUAUCGCUCAUGGUGGGUUUGGGAGUGUUUAUAAAGCAAUUUGGAAAGAUGGUCCAAUCAUGGAUUUGGACUUUAAUAAAUCUAAAUGGCGACGGGAAAAUAAAAAGGAAGUGGCAGUAAAGAAAUUCCAGAAUGUGACUAAUGUCAGCUCAGCUUUCUUGAAUGAGGUUGAGUUUAAUUUAGAAAUGAAUGAUGCGACAUAUGGUAUUAAUACUAUUCAAAUUUAUGGAAUAACUCGUGAUCAACAAAAUGGAGAAUACGCUAUUGUUACAGAAUUCAAAAAUGGUGGCAAUCUAAGGCAAAUGAUUAAACAAAAUCACAGUAACCUAACUUGGAAAGUCAUCAUAGAAAUAUUAAUGAGAAUUUGCGAAGGACUGUGUUCUGUUCACGAUUCAAAACACUUCCACAAGGAUCUUCACAGUGGUAACAUCUUGCACUCAAUUCACCCAAACAAUAAAAUCAAGUCUGUAAUUUCAUGUUUUGGUCUGUGUCGUCCUAUGGAUCAAAGUUCUACAGACAAAACACCAUAUGGUGUCUUACCAUUUGUUGCACCAGAGGUUUUACUUGGUAAAGAAUUCACUGAAGCAGCAGAUAUUUAUGGGUUUGGGAUGAUAAUGUCAGAAUUGAUUAGUGGUGAGGCACCUUUUGUUGAUAGGGAGUAUGAUGAGAAUUUGACUUUGGCUAUUUGUUAUGGUCAACGUCCACAAAUUCCAGAAUAUACACCUGAACCAUAUGCUGUAUUAAUGAAACGUUGUUGGGAUCUUGUUCCUACAAAUCGUCCGACAACUGAGAAAUUGUAUGAUCAAAUUGAUAAUUUACGGAACGCGUUGUUUAUCGACAAUUUAAGCUAUCUUAAUGAGGAUAUUGGGCUAGAAAUUAAGGAAAUUAAAGAAAUUAAGGAAGCAUUUAACUGGGAAAGAGAAGUCAAGUGGAAAGCACGAUUAGCAGAAUUGGCUACAAAUCCAAUACCACUGAAAAAAUCACAAAAUUCGCUUACCAGUAAACGACUUGAUUAUUCACAAUCUCUUUCUCAAAAACUUAGCGUUUAA
Rhizophagus irregularis DAOM 181602=DAOM 197198 is the source of this 1260-nucleotide messenger RNA. RefSeq lists its product as uncharacterized. Gene Ontology annotation, biological process: signal transduction; protein phosphorylation. The record is from RefSeq and is a predicted model, not a curated record. Gene Ontology annotation, molecular function: ATP binding; protein kinase activity. Lineage: Eukaryota; Fungi; Glomeromycota; Glomeromycetes; Glomerales; Glomeraceae. Gene Ontology annotation, cellular component: cytoplasm.